UUUCUUGAGACACUAUAGGGGCCAAAGACAAAGUUGUUAUUACUCGUCUCCUCUAUGCGUAGAAAAAGAAAAAUUUAUGACCAAAAACAAGAAAAAAGGGAAUAUGGUGAAUCAACCUCUCUAUUCACCGAUCAACCCACAUUUCUUCCAACCCCUUCUUCCCGAUUUCACCAACCAUCUCGACAUUCCUGUGGCCUUCUUCUUGAAGUAUUUAGUGGGAAGUAACGAAGGAAAUACGGCUGAGCUCAGAUCAGACUCAUCCGAGACAACAUGGGAAGUAAAGAUCGACGGCCGGAGACUUUCUCACGGUUGGGAUGAUUUCGCCAUCGCACAUGAUCUACGAGUCGGUGACAUUGUCGUUUUCAGACAUGAAGGAGAGUUGGUGUUCCAUGUCUCGGCUUUAGGACCAAGUUGUUGCGAGAUUCAAUACAGAGAAGAUAAAAAGGAGAAGCUUUGUGAUACAGUCACAGAGAAGGUUUCAAUUAAGAAAAAGAGUCUAAAGAGAGAGGCUGCAGAUUCUACACCAGACCAUUCACUAGAUUCUUGUUUUGUUACCACUGUCACGGCUUCGAACCUAAGGCGUGACACAGUGUAUCUUCCGAAAGAGUUCGCAAGGUCAAAUGGUCUGAAGAACAAAUUGAAGAUUGUUUUAAUGAAUGAAGAAGGAGAAUCAUGGACUAUAGACUUGAGACACGAGGCAUAUCCUUCAGGUCGGUUUAACAUGAGAAGAGGCUGGAGAAGGUUCUGUGUUGCUAAUGGGAAGAAACCUGGAGACAAGAUGGCAUUUAAAUUGGUCCAAAAUAAAAAAACACCAGUGCUCCAGUUGUUCCCCAUGGACAGUGAAGAUCGAGAAAAACUUGAUUCAACGGUUGAUACAGAGAACGUUCCAAGAAAGAAGAGUCGAAAAGAAGAAGAUUAUUCACCAGACGACUGUUCUAGUUUUGUGGCCAGUGUCACAACUUCAAAUCUAUGGCGCGAUAGAAUGUAUCUUCCGAAGAAGUUCGUAUUGUCAAAUGGUUUGUUGAAGAAAUUUCAGAUGCUUCUAAUGAAUGAAGAGGGAGAAUCAUGGAAGAUAGACGUGAAACACGAGGCGUAUUCAGGCCGGUUUUUAACGACAAGAGGCUGGAGAAGUUUCUGUGUAGCUAAUGAUAAGAAACCCGGAGACUGGUUCAUAUUCAAAUUAGUCCAGAAUCAAGAAAUACCUGUGCUACGAGAGUUCCCUAUGUACAGUGAAGAUAGGCACAAACUUGAGCCUAGCAGUGACACAAGGCAAGGAAAGUGUUUAAAGGCAACCAAAGCAGAGUUUCUUGGCUUAGAAGAUUACCGCGAUGACUCAACGCAAGGGAACUGCUUUAAAGCUAGCAUUGCAGAACCUACCGAUGAAGAUAUAAGGCAAAGAAAACAUUCACAAGCUAUUAAACAAGAAUAUGCUUCCGCACAAGGGAAUAACUCAACAGGCCAAAACCGGCUUGUGACUUUAACACUUACACCUGCAAGUAAACUUAAUCUUCCGCUAGAAUUCAUGAAGGCGAAUGGAAUCAACAAAGCAGGAAAGAUAACAAUGCUUGACAUAUAUGGUUCAAGAUGGCGGACGUCACUACUGAUGGACAAUAGAGGGACAAUGAGUUUAGGAAAAGGUUCAAAAGGCUUCUGUGAGGUUCACGGCGUUAAGAUGCAUGAGUCUUUUGUCUUGGAGUUGAUUUGGGAAGACACAGUUCCUCUUCUUAAGUUUUGUUCCAAAGUUUGAGAACUUUAUUUAGAACGUUUGUUAGAUAUUCGAUGAGGAUAUCAUCAAUCGAAGUAACUUUUCCUUCCUUCACUGGAUUUAGUUUUAAUGUUAAACAUUGCUGUUUAAAUCAUAAUUACUGAUUCAUAUUUAGAUA
Molecule: messenger RNA, 1883 nt
Organism: Camelina sativa (false flax)
Lineage: Eukaryota; Viridiplantae; Streptophyta; Magnoliopsida; Brassicales; Brassicaceae
Product: B3 domain-containing protein REM10
Molecular function (GO): DNA binding
Source: RefSeq, a predicted model, not a curated record